AAACAGUUUGCAAGGGGUCGUUAAAGAAGAUUAAGCCGAAACAAAAUAUCGUUUUUAGCUACUUUAAGUUUACCUCUCAAGGCUCCAGUUUUGAUUACCGAGCAUACGAAGCUUAAUUUCAGACCAUGGUGACAAAAUACAAAUUCUCCAUGAACGUUUUCGAGAAGAUCUUAAGCUUUCUCUGUCGGUUGUUGGUGUUCAGGAAUUAGCAAGCUAGUUAGCACUAGCCUAGAAAUAUUAGCUAGCUAACUAGCCUAGCUUGCUAACAUUAGCUUCCAGUAGUCGGAUUUUCAACUGCGAUGUUUGCAAAAUUUCUUGGAUGUCUACGGACGGCAGAUUGCUGAACCAGAGGGCCUCAAAUGGGAAAAACAAGCAUCGGACAGGAAUAUCGCCGAUAAGCUUGUCGAUGUAACACAGAUUCUGUCGAAGGAUUCUUUGGACUUUGCUACUGCAGCCCGUUUUAAGCAGGAUUUUAACCUCACCCAUCCGCAGACAGCCAUGGAAUCGUCUCAAUGCACCCCUUGUCCUCUGAGCGCCCAGGCUGUCGUGGAUCCCGUGCCACUGCUGUUCAACUGACGGUCGAUGACGAUGCGAUGGAAGCGUGAAUGAGGUUUGGCGUGGCGAUAGCUGAACGAUGCCCAAGGGUGGGGGUUCUAAAACCCCCCAGCUGGAAGACUUCCCACUCAACACUGACAUGGUGGAGAAGCAGGGUGGGAAGAAGGAUAAAGUAUUGUCAAACAAGACUCCUAAAUUGGACCGCAGCGAUGGCGUCAAAGAGAUGAAAGAGAAGGCAUCCAAGAGGAAGCUUCCCUUCACUGUUGGAGCCAAUGGAGACCAGAAAGAUUCUGACUCAGAAAAGCAAGGUCCGGAACGGAAGCGCAUUAAAAAGGAGCCCACCAACACCAGGAAGUCAGGCCUGCCGUUUGGGAUGGGCAUGCCAGGGAUCCGGGCCGGGUACCCCCUCUCUGAGCGGCAGCAGGUGGCUCUUCUCAUGCAGAUGACGGCUGAAGAGUCAGUCAACAGUCCAGACACAACACCAAAGCAUCAGUCACAGUCAAGUCUGGGCCAGAAGGGAACGCCAAACUCUGCAUCUAAAACCAAAGACAAAGUAAACAAGAGAAAUGAGAGGGGCGAGACGAGGCUGCACCGGUCAGCCAUCCGCGGAGAGGCACGCCGCAUCAAGGAGCUCAUCAGUGAGGGAGCUGACGUGAAUGUAAAAGACUUUGCAGGCUGGACUGCAUUGCAUGAAGCGUGCAACCGAGGCUACUACGAUGUGGCCAAGCAGCUGCUGGCAGCCGGUGCAGAGGUCAACACCAAGGGCCUGGAUGAUGACACCCCUCUCCAUGACGCAUCAAACAACGGGCACUUCAAGGUGGUAAAGUUGCUUUUAAGGUAUGGAGGGGACCCUCGACAAAGCAACAGAAGGGGGGAAACCGCGUUGAAGGUUGCUAACUCCCCAACGAUGCUCAAUCUGUUGCUUGGAAAAGGCACUUAUACCUCCAGUGAGGAGAGCUCGUCAGAAUCCUCAGAGGAAGAAGAUGCCCCAUCGUUUGCCCCAUCCAGUUCUGUUGAGGGCAAUAACACAGACUCAGAGUUUGAGAAGGGCCUGAAGCUGAUAGGGAAGAAAGAGCUGGAUCAGCCCCUAUCCACAACAACUACCCCCGUCAAGGACGAGUAUGAGUUUGACGAGGAUGAUGAGGAAGAGCGCGUCCCUCCGGUGGACGACAAGCACUUGCUCAAGAAAGAGUUCCGCAAGGAGUCUCCCAGUAUCACUAAGGCUAGUGGCUUAAUUUCAAUACCGAAGGGGGAGGUGGUCAAAACCUAUUCCAAAAGCAACUCGCUCACACCAAAGAAGACUGUUAGACGGAUUCUCUCUGACAGCUCAGACGAGGAUGAUGAGACGUUGUGUUUCACACCUAUGCCCACACCACGGCAACCAGCGCCACCUACCAAUACCAAGGCCCGGGACUCUGCUACACUGAGCUCGAAGCAGCAGAAAGAGAAAACUAAAGUGAAGAAGAAGAGGAAGAAGGAGACAAAAAAUAAUGUCAGUAAGGAGGUCAGAUUUGGUAAAGUCAAUGACAAAUUCUGCACUUCUGACUCUGAUUGUGGGGACAUAGGGAGUGAGGAUGAUAAAGGCUCUAUGAAGAGCUCGAACUGUAUAAAGGACUCCACAAUGAGCCUAAAAGAAUCCUCUGCGUUCAGUACUCACUCUGCAUCCUCUUCCUCCUCUUCUCAUGGAAGCAUGAGCUCUCAGAAACUGACACCCUCGCUGACGGAGCAUAACCCAAAGCAGUGGAGGACAGACGGCUGGAAGACUGUGUCAUCUCCUGUAUGGUCAGAUGUUAGCUCCCUCUCUGACUCUGUUAGAACAAGGCUUUCCAGUGAGUCGGACUACUCCUCUGCCGACUCGAGUGUCGAGUCAGUGAAACAGGUGAAAAAGAAAGCACAGGAAAACAGAAAGAAAAACAAUGUGCACACCAAUGCACUAGACAAAAAGAACUCUGACUUUCACAAGAACUCCAACACAGACAGUACGGUCUCCAAAAUGGAUAAAGAUGGCAAAGUGUUGAAAAAGCAUAAAGUAAAACACAAGCACAAAAACAAAGAGAAAGAAAAGGCUCCCAGUUUAGUGCUCAAUCAAGACAUGAACGAGAAAUUUGUUAAAAGCUUCUCAUUUGAUUUUGAUGAUUCAAGGCAAAAGUCACUCCUUGUUGAGGCUGAGUCCCCAGCUGAAAGCAAGGUCAAGCUGUCUAAACAUGAAAAAGAGCAUUUGAAAAAGGAGGACAGGUUGUCGAAGGGCAAGUCUGAGGACAGAGACUGGUCUUCUGGAAAAGAAGUUCAAAGAACUGCUAAGGAGGAGAAAUCCAAGAAAACAAAAGAGUCCACCAAGGAGAAGCCUAGCAAGGAGGAGAGGGAAAAGCCCUUGAAAACUGAAAAAGAAAAGAGCCUCAAGGAAAAAGAGAAGCCCAAGGAGGAGAAACAACAAAAGAUUCAUAAAGAGGAGAAGAAGAAAAAGUCAAAGGACAAGUCAUCUAAACCAGACAGGAAGAGCAGUGAGCAAAAAGAAGAAAAACAUAUUAAGGUGGAUAAGGAGAAAAAUGCCAGGGAGGAGAAGGAAAAAUCGAAGAAAGAAAAGGUUCAAAAGGAAGAGCCUGAUUAUGAAGUCUAUGAUGUCAGUAACCGUUUCUUAAACCUGGAAGACACCAAGCUCAGUGCCUCAGACGACCACCAUGACCGAUGGGCAUCAGACCUUUCCUCUGACUGCGACCUAUUUGGAGAUGACAGCUGGGAUGCUCCUCCUGUGAAGGACUACAAAGAAUAUAAAGCAAACAACACUGUAAAGCUGAUCGUUGAGACUGAAAAAAUAGAGAGCAGAGACCGGAGGAAGGAAAACAAAAUCAAAGACAAGAAAUUAGAUCAUAAUGACAAACGGUCAGAGAAAGAGCCUACCUCCAAGAAGAAAGAGAAAGACUCUUCAGAAAAGAUUUGUGACAAGAAAAAGGAUUUGACCGAAAAACAGAAACUCAACUCCAGCCACUCUGUAGAAAAGGAGAAGAAGCGAAAGGAAUCUGCAGAUACUGUCAAAGAGAAGAAAGAGAAGGACUCCAUGGACAGCAGUAGAGACCGAAAAGAUUCCUAUGAGUUCACUAAAGAAAGAAAGGACUUGAAAAUCAAACAGGAGUCCAUAAGAGACGAUUAUGGGAAUGAUGCCUUCAAAGAAAUUGAAACUGUCAGCAAACCAUGUGAAAUUAGAGAGAGGAACCACUCUGGAAAAGAGAAGGAGAGAAAGGGAGAUGGGGUGGAAAAGAGAGAAAAGACUAAAGCUGACAAACACAAGGAAAAGCCUAAAGACCGAUCCAUAGAACAGGAUAAGGAGAAGCCUGACAAGACAGCAACUGAGAAGCCUUUGAAGGAAAAAGACACAGAUAGAGGCUCUAAAGACAAGAAGGAGGGAGCUAAAGACAAACACAAAGACACACACAGUAAAGACAAGGACAGGAAGAUGUCUUCAGAACAAACUAAGGACAAGAAAGAAAAGGCUUCACAGGACAAGCAUGCUGACAGGGAUAAAGAUGUCGUUGAGGUGAAGAAGGAGGAGAGAAAACCUGAGAAAGUAAAACCUGAGAAAACAUGGUACAAGAUCGCAGACAUUUUCACAGAUGAAAGUGAGGAUGAAGAAGACAAUUACAACGGGGGUGUGGCCAAGUUAAGUGAUUCCCUUGGGUUGUCAGAUUCUCACAGGAAAGACUCCACACCUGACAGGGAUGAGCUUGAUCACUUCCAAACGGAAAAACCCAGAAAAUAUUCUGCUGAGGCCAAACACACAACAGAAAAACCGAAAGAAAAAGACCACAAGAAAAAAGACAAGACCACAUUUGAUAUGGGGAAAGAGAGGAAGGGCUCCUUAGAGAAACACAACAAAGAUAAGAAAGAAAAGGAUUCUGUUGAUGUGAAACACAAGGAACGCAAAGACAGAAUGUCUGUGGACUCAAACCAAGAGAAGAAAAACAAGCAGAAGCUGUUGGACAAGAGGGAAGCUAGUGAGGAAAAGACCAAGAGUAAAUAUAAAGACAAGCAAGAUCAUGUUAACGACAGAAAGCCCUCAAAGGGGAGUGGGGAAAAUGAAAAGUCGCUCUUGGAGAAGCUGGAGGAAGAGGCCAUGAAUGACUACAAGGAUGACUCCAAUGACAAGAACAGUGAGUUAUCCUCAGACAGCUUCACUGAUCAGGGUCAUGAGCCAGUGCUCAGCAGCUACUAUGAUUCCUCCAACAUCAGCCUGCCAGACAUUACUGAUGAGAGACGAGACUCACUCUCCAUAUCUAAUCCUCAAGACAAGUUCAGAGAGAAAGAGAGGCACCGGCAUUCAUCUUCAUCAUCCUCCAAAAAGAGUCAUGACAAGGAGAAGGACAAAGUCAAGAAGGAAAAGGGGGAUAAACAAGACAAGAUAGAGGAAAUAAGAGAAUCCUAUGGACGCAGAGAAAGUCUUCCCUUUGAGAAGGAGCCUAUGCCAUUAGAAGCGGACCCUUACACAUUUCCAUUUGGGUCUAAGGGUGAUAAAGAUGAUUUUGAUAAGACAUUGGAGUUUGAAAAGGAGAUGUCUAAAAAAGCUGACAAAGACAAAUUGAGUACUGUCAUCAGUGAUAAGAUCAAGGACAAAAAGAAAAAAGAGAAACAUAAGGAGAAAGUCAAAGAGGAGAAACACAAGUACACAGAUGGCUUUGGAUCACUUAAACACUCCAAGGAGGAUAUCAAAUCUGGAUUGAAAGAGAGUCCUCAAAUUACCAAUUUGAAGGAAAGAUCAAAGGAAGACUGUCCCAAAUUUGAUGUGAAAAAAGAAAGAAACCGAGACUCCUUGGACAAAGACAGUAGGGCAGACCAUGUUAAGUCCAAGGCUAAGGAAGAAAAUGAAAAAGUAAUUCAAUCAAAAGACACAGCUCGCAAAGACAACCGCCCACGUUCAAAGCUUCUGGUUGAUGGAGAUCUCAGACUAACCAGCUUUGGGCAAAUGUUAGGUUUAAAAGACCAGGAGAUUGAAGAACGCCAUAAGAAGCAUAAGGAGAGGAUGAAGCAGAUGGAGAAACUAAGACACAGAUCAGGGGAUCCCAAACUUAGGGAUAAAACGAAGUCCACUGAGGAAAUAAAGAAAAAUCGCAAUGAACUAUCAUCAAAAAAAUCAAAUAGUUUAGAAUCUGCAUUGAAAGAGAAGAAGCUCAAAGAUGUUUGUCUCCCAGCCCAAAUUAUGUCCCCGGAAAGAAAGAUACAACCCAUUGACACUCAAAAUUCAAAGGACUGGCUUGCAGGCCAUCAGAUGAAGGAAAAUCUCCCUGCCUCACCUAGGCAAGAUCUGAAUAGGCCAACGGGUGCUCCCACCCCCACAUCUGUAAUCUCUUGUCCCAGCUAUGAGGAAAUCAUGCAGACGCCACGGACUCCAUCCUGCAGUGCAGAGGACUACCCUGAUAUAAUGUUUGAUGGGUUAGAUUGUCAGAACUCAUCAGCCAUGGCCAUGUCUAUGAAUGCCUGCUCCCCAUCCUUCUUUGACAGGUACUCCAACUCAUCACACACCUUCCAAGAGGGGACUUGUUUAACUCCGGCUAAGAAUCUCCAGUUGCCCCUUGUCAGUCGAUCGGCUUCAUCUGAUGUUAGAAGACCCCUGGAAGAUGAGUUCAAAGCUGAAGAUGGCACGUUUCUGCAACACAUUUUGCCUGACACCUCGGAGUUUGACUUGGCAGCCUCCCAGCCUCUAGAAGACAAGGCAGCAUCAGUGGAGAGACUUGAAUGCCUGUCUCCUCCUUACUUCUCACCUGUUAGAAUGCUGUCUCCCGGGCUGGAACUUGCCCAGCCUGCACCAGACGGGGCCACCACAGUAAUGGCUGGCACAGAGACCAGUGAACACCUGCCUGAGAGUGUCUACAAUAACUUCCUGGUGAAGCCCUCAACGCCAGUCCACAGACCUGACCCCCAGGAGCCGUGUCUGGACAUUGCUGCUCCACCCACCCCUGCACCUGCUGCUCUUCCUCUCCUGGAUAUUGAUGACCUUUCUGAGCCUCUUCAAAGUGAGCCCAGUCUUGUUCCCUCUGACCCAGUCAGUGGCAGUGAGUUUCUGCCCCCUGUCGUUGAGGAAAAGGAUGAGGACGAAGAAGAGGACUACGAAGAAGAGGAGGAGGAGGAGGAGGAGGAAGAAGAAGAAGUGGAGGAGGAGGACGAGGAGGAAGGGGAUCUUGAAGUACCAACAUAUGCUGAUCAUCAUGCUGCUGAGGAGACUGAGCAGACAAGGGACGUCUGCUCAUUCUCUCCUCCAAGGGUUGAAGAGCCUUUGAGGAAGAGCUGGGCUGAAUCUCCAGACAGAAGAGUUACAGAGGUGCAUCAGUUGACUCCCCCACAUCCACCACCCAACUUGGUGGAGAACUCCAGUGAUCAUACCAUCAGCUGGAACUCUGAAAUGCUCUUGAAAUCUCCUCAAAGGACUUAUGGGGAAAUAGAGGCAGCUGUCUCCAAGAUAACCAGCCCCUUCUCUCAUUCAGACAGUGAUUUGCAGCACAUUACUGCCAUACCUGGCCAUCCAUCAGUGACCCCUCCAUAUGCUUCUUACAGGUCCUAUGUACCUGAUACUGACUUUGACGAGCAAAAAGAGGCUGUGGAGGACAUUCCAAUUUCUCCAGCAAGACCUGAAAUGACACCCAUGGAAUUGGAACCAAACUACUUGACAACCACCUCAUCCUCCACAAGGUUAGAGUGUUUCUUCACAGACUGCAAGCCAAACUUGGAGGAUAAUCACCAGAUGGACUCAGAGCUUUCUUGUGCAGUACAAGACAGCAGACAAAACUCCCAUGGCUUUACUUCUGAGAGCCAUAUGCCUCUAGCAGUAAGCCACGAGCCAGUGGUGCCCUGGACAGACCCAUUCUCAGCUACAGUGGAUGAACUGGAUGAUCUUGGCCCUUUCUCUCUACCUGACCUCCCUUCCCUCUCCCUCCCGACCUCCCUACCAGACAAGGAGAUGCCAGAGCUUGACGUCAGAGAUGCAGAGCCAGCCGACCACAAGCAUCCACCUACUCAAAUAAGGCCUCCUGCUAUUGAAACAAUAGAGGACGAAGAGCUUAUGGAGGUUGACCUGCCUAUCCUGGCCAAACCCCUAUGCCCUCCCACGGUCCUACCACUCAAUGAUUCUUUGCAGGAUUUGGUUGUGCCCUCACCAAAACACAAUUUCCAACCAGAAUUUGAGUCAGAGCCUCAGAAUGUCCCUGAAAUUAACUUUGUGAAACCACAGGUCUUCGAAAACAGAGACACAUAUGAAGAGACUGAUGAGAGCGAUGGAAACAUGAUGUUCUCAGCUGUUGAUACAAACAAUACUCAGCAUCACAGGCAGAUGUCACUGACAGAGUCUUUAUCAGUUGUAAUUACUCCAUGUAUGGACUCCUUGACAACUGUUAAACCAGAACAAAGUGGGCAGAUAUCAGAUUCCUUUGUUGGGCCAACUUGCAGUCCAGUCCCCUCAGUUCCUCUGCCAGUUGCUGUCACAAUUUCUGGCACAGUCCAUGUUUCGGAGGCUCUUGAGACAACAUCUAAGCUCACGGUCACUCUGACAACAUUGCCAACUGACCUUCCCAAGAAGGUGGAGGAGAUCCCACAGAGGAUGACUAGAAAUAGGGCCCAGAUGCUGGCAAAACAGGAGAAUACCACCACCAACACAAAAAAGCAGAGUAGUAGAGUAGUAGCAGAGAGUACGACCACCACCACUAUACCUGAUAGCGUGAUGCCUCCAUCUGUCCCUACCCCUGUCACCACGAGCAUGGCUGUAACCACAACCACAACCACCCCUAUCCCCACCCCCACCUUUGUCCCCUUUGUUGUUCUGGAGAAAGAAAAGGAGGCUGUCACCACCAUCUCCACCACACCAACCAUUAUCCCGGCUCCCCUGCCUCCUACUGUAGUGGUCAGCAAAACUAAAGGUCGGCCGGUGGAGGAAGAGGAAUCCCAGACGCAGCAUCCACGCAAGAGGAAGUUCCCGAAACCGCAGGUUCAGCUGGUCAACACAGCCAUGCAGCAGACCAGGGAGAUGAUUCAACAGACGCUGGCUGUCAUUGUCAACGCCAUCAAACUGGAUGACAUAGAACCCUACCACAGUGACCGCUCCAACCCUUACUUCGAAUACCUGCAGAUACGGAAAAAAAUUGAGGAGAAGAGAAAGAUAUUGUGCUACAUCACACCACAGGCCCCUCAGUGCUACGCUGAGUAUGUGACCUACACAGGCUCCUACCUGCUGGAUGGCAAGCCUCUCAGCAAGCUGCACAUCCCAGUGAUUGCUCCACCUCCAUCGUUAUCGGAGCCCCUGAAGGAGCUCUUCAGACAGCAGGAGGCAGUGAGGGGGAAGCUGAGACUGCAGCACAGCAUAGAGAGGGAAAAGCUUAUUGUCUCGUGUGAGCAAGAAGUACUGCGGGUCCAUUGCAGAGCGGCAAGGACGAUAGCCAAUCAGGCCGUCCCAUUCAGUGCCUGCACUAUGUUACUGGACUCUGAGGUGUACAACAUGCCAACAGAGAGUCAGGUGCGUCUGUGGGUGGUAAAAAAGGGUGAUGAGAACAAGUCAGUGAGAGAUCGCUUCAACGCCCGCCAGUUCAUUUCCUGGAUCCAGGAUGUGGAUGACAAAUAUGACCGCAUGAAGACGUGUCUGUUAAUGCGGCAGCAGCAUGAGGCAGCUGCCCUGAACGCAGUGCAGAGGAUGGAGUGGCAACUGAAAGUGCAGGAGCUGGACCCUGCUGUACACAAGUCUCUGUGCGUCAACGAGGUCCCCUCCUUCUACGUGCCAAUGGUUGACGUCAACGAUGACUUUGUGCUGUUGCCCGCGUGACAGAAACAUGCACUCGUUCACAGAGUGAGAGGUCAAAUAUCAUCACUUUUCAAACAGACAUCAAACAGAACGUAUGGUAAGGGCUAGCCGGUUUGAAGAGGACUAAAACCUAUAUAUUAUAUAGAAAAAAAGUAAAAGAAAAAAAAACGUGCUAAUGAUUCCCUUCCAUGAGAGGAAGAAGCAUCUUUUUACCGGGGAAAAAACACAACUUGCACUUUCAUCCCUCAAGUUUUUAUGCUUUUGUUCAGAAUAUAAAAAGCAAAACGGCUUUGCUUUGAAGCACCCAACACCACCUCCCUUUUAGGUGAUGUUGGGACCGAGAAUAGGGGAGAAGAUAUAGAAAUAUUUUUCUGCAUUUAUUGGUCCCCGUAAAUGAAACAACAAAGGAACGCCGGAGAGGAGCCCUCCCACCAUUCUGGAUCAUCUCCUGGUGGAUGGGAAUGAGGCACCACAGUGGACACAGAGCUCCAGGUGAGCCUUGAAGAGGAGAAAGCAGCACAUGGCCAGAAGGGCAUGCAUGCGCUAUGCGGUGGUGCAACAUGUGGCAUCUGCAGGACCUCCAGCCUCUCCCUGUUGAACGGACAGGAGAGUCUGUGUGGACGCUGUCUCUCUCUGGUCGGGACCAUAAGGCCACACUCAGUCAGAGAGCCUCAGUCCCCUCUGUCCACAGCCCUCCACCACACCCGGUAGAACCAGCAACCUGCCCCGGAGCAGAGCAGAGUACAGCCAAGGGUCCAUAGAGUGUGUCAGGGGUUUAAUGCCGGGCAAGAGACGGCAUCUUCAGCCUCAUGGCCUGGGCAGAGCUUGGGGAUGAACCGGAGCAUCCCCACCAGAGUCUGGUCACCUGGCUCUGCAUGCAGGAAGAACCAGCCUCUAACACUCUGCCAAGCUAGGUAGAACACACACACCUGUUCACCUGCAACUAUGACUGCAAAUGGAAAAACAGGACAAAAGAAUAAUACAAGAAUGUUGCGAUUCAAAGAUUCAAGACUAAACAGAUGGUGGUUUAGAGGAGAAUAUUCUUCUUUUUGUCGAUUUCUUUACUUGGGCAUUUAAUUGUUUCUGAGGAAGUGACUUGAAACACUACAGAGCCAAUAUUAGUUUAAUGGAAAAAAAGAAAACUGAAAAAAAAUUGUAUUCCGUAAAUUAUGUACAGUUUUUAUAUUCGUUAACCAAUGUAUUCUUGCUGCCUUCUAGAUAAUUUAUUUUGCCACACAUUACUGCACAGUUGUAAAUAACUUAUGUACUGUAACAUCACUCAGUUAAGUGUAAAAAAAAUAAAUGAAUAAAAAUUAUCUUUGUAUGUACAGUUCACUUUCGGGCAGCACUUUCCCCUUCAUACCCAUGGGCCAAAAUGUGUACACGUUGUCAGUAUUUUAAAGACUCCAGUGCACAGUUGUAAUGUUCCCAUCUAUAGAUUUUGUCCAGGGCUGGUCAAAAUGAGUUACCUGGGUUGGAAUCACCACAACAUAAAUAGGUAGUACAAAACCCCACCGUAAUGGCCAAAAUAAGGGCCACAAAUAUAGUCCUCAGAUGUAGCAAAAUGGUUAUUGAAUUAUUUAAAGAAUAGAAUAGUUAUAUUAGUCAUUGCUUUAUUACACAAUUAUAUCAGAAAAAAAAACAUUGAAACCAAGAAAAUGCCUUUUUACAGUGAAUAUUUUUUAUUUACUCCGUGUUGGGCAAGUCAAACAAGGGUCCAUCUGGAUUGGUCAAGAAAGAAAUGCCACUAACAAGCAAAACCAUCACAUUCAUUUAUAAUUCUGGAUGGGAUUUUCUUUUUGUCAUUUUUUCUUUAAUCUACCCAUUAAUUGUACUUUAAUUGUACUUUAAUUGUAUGUGUGGGUCUUUAAGAAUAAUAUUCAUCAUGAUGUUGGAGAAUUUCCAGGACACAAGAUUAGGGAUCUGAUAGCCAGCUCAAUAUUUUAAAUCCUUAACUUCCCUUUUUGAAAGUCACUGUCAUAAGCAUCACUGUUUUUCAGGCCACAUCAGAUUGACAUGAAUUUUGCUGAUUUCUUCUGUAUACCACCUAAAACUACUAAACUAAAGAAAUGUUUAGAAUCUUAAUUUUUAGCAAAGCUGUUUAUCCACAAGAUACAGGCCACAUUCCAUAUUGGUUUAAAAAAUGUAUCCUUGCUUUAAUUAUGGAAUGUGUUAGCUUCCAAACUCCCUGGGUCCAUACUUGCGAAUAUUAUAAUUUUUUUAAGUCUUUUUUUUUUUUCUUCGUCUCAAAAUGCACAUCAGCCAAUUCAAAUUGUUGACGUAGUUGCAUGUGAUAAAAUGCUACAUGUUAGCUGUUCCCAUUACAUAGCCUGACACAUUUAGCCCUAUGCUAACCUGACCCGAAGGCAGUGAUUGUCAGGUUACAAAUUCUGCAUCAGCCAAUUUCAAAUCUUGACGUAGAUGGACGUAAUAGAACACUUUUCCAUGAGAGCAUCCUUAACAGAAGUCAACUGGCACCAUCUGCUAAUCAAAGUUACAAAAACACACUUAAAAUUUCAACUGGACCAAUAGCUCAGUGUAGCGAGCCUGGCUCCUGGUCAUUUUUUGACCAUUUGCGGCUCUCUUCUCAGAAUGGUGCUUGUUGAACCUCUAAAUAUCUAAGCAUAUGGAAGGGGGGGAGGUGGGGUUCUCCUAAGCUAACAUAUGGAAUUGUUUUAAGAUGGUCAUACCAUGGAUCAUUU
Molecule: messenger RNA, 12027 nt
Organism: Coregonus clupeaformis (lake whitefish)
Lineage: Eukaryota; Metazoa; Chordata; Actinopteri; Salmoniformes; Salmonidae
Product: ankyrin repeat domain-containing protein 11
Exons: 14
Coding region: 635-9346 (2903 amino acids)
Biological process (GO): anatomical structure morphogenesis
Cellular component (GO): nucleus
Molecular function (GO): protein binding
Source: RefSeq, a predicted model, not a curated record